Molecule: messenger RNA, 1095 nt
Organism: Chlamydomonas reinhardtii
Lineage: Eukaryota; Viridiplantae; Chlorophyta; Chlorophyceae; Chlamydomonadales; Chlamydomonadaceae
Exons: 8
Coding region: 55-543 (162 amino acids)
Biological process (GO): microtubule bundle formation; microtubule polymerization; positive regulation of protein polymerization
Cellular component (GO): microtubule
Molecular function (GO): tubulin binding
Source: RefSeq, a predicted model, not a curated record
AUUUAAAGGUUACAGAGAGGCAUACCUCAGCCAAGUAUUAUAGCAAACUCAGGGAUGUCGGACCCAUUCAUGUGCUCACGCGGGGAAGCGCUUCGCCUGGCCUUCAUCGCCUUUGCCAGCUAUGGGAAAGGACAAGAGCUGAAACAAGAUAUGGACAACAAGAACUUCAGCAAAUGCAUAAAGGACUCAGGCAUCAUGGACGCCAAGUGCAUCACGGCAACAGAGGUGGACAUCACCUUCAUGAAGGUCAAGGAGAAGACCGCGCGCACCAUCAAUUUCGAGCAAUUCGCUCUGGCGCUUGAGUCCUUCGCCUCCAAGAAGGGAUGCCCGGUUGCACAGCUGGAGGAGAAGAUUGAGGGCGCGCAGCCGAAGAACAACGCCACGAUAGCGCAGGCCGUCAAGUACCAUGACGACAAGAGCCUGUACACGGGCGUGUACAAGAACGGCGGGCCCACCAAUGUGGACAAGGGGCCCACCAAGGCCGGCGGCCUGGCCUCACACCUGGACAGGAGCCCGGCGGACGUGCGUGGUGUCAAGAAGUAAGGCCUGAGGCCUUGGGGGUCUGCGGGGGACAAGUGCAACAUAGGCCGAGGAAUACUGGCGGAUGCACGGGGCGAGCACCAGGGCCUCUGCGCUGUCGCCGGGUGCGGGGUUCCUGCUUCAUAUAUAAAGAAACGCAUAUGCCCGUAGACCUGAGGAAGCCUUUGUCUCGCGGUGUGAAGCGGCUUUGAUGCAAAGUGAAGGGGAGUGGAUGGCUUGAGCGCUUUGAACCUUGGCUGUGGAAUAAGACACCAUGCACGGCACGGACAGACCUGCUGGAGCAUUGCCGGCAAACACAGCAUAGCCUCAGACCAGUGCGUCUUCUGCAACACGAAGGGCACAUGUGUACUGGCAGCAUGCAUGGGGCGGCGGGAUAGGUGGGUUCGACCGUACAUGCAUGGAUGUGCGUGCCUUGGCCUGUGAAUUUAUUGAGGCGUGUGCGGCGACUUGUUCUGAACGACUGGGCUGAGGGCUUGCGCACCGUACCACGUCGCCGUGACGUCGCUGAUGGGAUCUGGGGCACUGACCUUGCGUUUGCUGUAACGAGGGCCAUGG